Knipowitschia caucasica is the source of this 1179-nucleotide messenger RNA. The record is from the annotation of a GenBank genome assembly. Lineage: Eukaryota; Metazoa; Chordata; Actinopteri; Gobiiformes; Gobiidae.
AUGGGACGCACGCCUAUAGUUCAAAACGUUCAGAGGCUUCAGCAGCAUGAUGAUCUGUUCUAUGAGAUAGUGACACUGAGCGGAAGAGUAAAAGUCUCUGCUUUACUGGACAGCGGUUCGAUGGAAUGUACUCUAAGUGCUAGUCUUGUCCCACAGUUACUGCAGGAGGGUGUUAUAAACCCCACCCUUCAGGAUACGGACGUUGUGUUGAUUGGAUGCGGAGGGUCUAGAACUCUGCCUGUGGGAGUGUGCGAUCUCAACCUGGAGAUCUAUGGCUGCAGCGUGGUUGUCCCCACUCUAGUUGUCAAUGGCCAGAGCGAAGAUCUAAUUGUUGGCAGUAACCUAUUGCGGUAUGUGAUCAGCAGACUUAAAAGGGAUUUCCAGGGUCAGUGCCCUUCAGUGCUCAGCUGCAAGAGUGAUGCAGAACAGAAACUGUUGAGUUUAAUGGCGGGAGUGGAAACUGAGGAUGUCUCAAAUGCGAUCGGUACUGUCAAACUCAGGAAAGCUGUUACUCUGGAGCCUAUGACAGAGCACCUAGUGUGGGCAAGGCUGCAGUACGUGGACGAACAGUUGGCUGAUACCUCCACUUUACCGGACUGUCCUCGAUUCAAGCCGUGCCCUGACUCUAGUUCUCUCCAGUCUAGGUUAGGUGAGCUGGGUUUGUCGGAUAUUGAUGUUGAGUCGUGUCAAGUUUCCACCGAUUACAAAACUAAGCUUGCUGAGCUCAUAGUAGAGUACGAGUCGAUUUUCUCCAGAGACAAGCUAGACUACGGCAAGGCUACUGGUUACCAGCACCGUAUCAGGGUCCUAGAUGAGAAACCUUUUCGGCUCCCAUGCAGGCGCAUACCGCCCACGCAGUAUGAAAAACUGAGACAGGCAUUGGAUGAAAUGGAGGAGCGGGAGAUUAUAAGAAAGUCCAGCAGUGAGUUUGCGUCGCCCCUUGUGUUAGUCUCAAAGAAAUCAGGAGACUUGAGAAUAUGCAAUGAUUUUCGCUGGCUCAAUGCACGCACUGUAAAGGAUGCGCAUCCGCUCCCUCACCCUGCUGAUGCCCUAGCAGCUCUAGGGGGUAAUGCCUUCUUCUCAACUAUGGACUUGACCUCAGGAUACUACAAUGUGGAAGUACAUGAGGAGGACAAGAAGUACACUGCUUUUUCAUCACCAUUCGGAUUGUAUGAAUAG